Messenger RNA from Talaromyces atroroseus, 759 nucleotides. RefSeq lists its product as hypothetical. The record is from RefSeq and is a predicted model, not a curated record. Gene Ontology annotation, cellular component: cytoplasm. NCBI's taxonomy places the organism in Eukaryota, Fungi, Ascomycota, Eurotiomycetes, Eurotiales, Trichocomaceae. The transcript has 3 exons. The coding region runs from base 1 to 759 and encodes 252 amino acids.
AUGGGCGAUUGGGCAGUCGAUUAUAUUCUCACCCCCCUAUACGGCCCUACACCUAAUGAAAUGGACGGCCCGGGCAAUCACUUCUACUUCGAAGACAAGAAUCCUUUUCGGAACCGAGUCGAUUCUCUGUCCCUGGAACGCCGUCGAUCAAACUCUGUGCCAGGCUCGGCCAUUGAAUAUAGCCGAAAUGAGUUCCGCGAGAGUCUGAAGCAGCAACAAGAUAUCCAGCGCAGAAAGACGCACCGCCACCACAACCAUCGUAGGAACCGUGUCAAUCCCGAUAUCAUUGAUCAACUGGACAAUGUGAACUUUAUGCAGUAUCACCAUGAGGGUCCAUACGAUGCCGUCUAUCCCGAGAGGAAUGUCUGCAGCAAACGAAGCCCGCUCGAGGCAGUAAAGAACUCGAACGAAGAGACGCUACGAGCCACACCGAUGUACAAGAUUAUCGACAGUGUGAGCCGCCAUCGUCCUUUGGAUGGUGUGGCUUUUUACCCUCCUGGAACGACGGAUAAAGAGGGACAAACAUAUGACUACAUAGAGGGUGACAAUAUGACGGUGGAAAGGGAAGGCAGAUUUCCACGAGCCCCCGGGGAGAAAUUGACGGAUGAGGAUUUCAAAAAUGACCCUUUCUAUCAGCAAGACAAUCUGCAACGCCCACCAAAACGCAUGACUAGCCUGCGAAAGGCCUUAACGAGUCUCAAGGGUCAUUCUAGAAAGGAUUCUGCGUCAUAUUCUUCUGUACCAGUGCACCAGGUAUAG